Molecule: messenger RNA, 3784 nt
Organism: Salmo salar (Atlantic salmon)
Lineage: Eukaryota; Metazoa; Chordata; Actinopteri; Salmoniformes; Salmonidae
Product: polyunsaturated fatty acid 5-lipoxygenase
Biological process (GO): lipid oxidation
Molecular function (GO): oxidoreductase activity, acting on single donors with incorporation of molecular oxygen, incorporation of two atoms of oxygen; protein binding; iron ion binding
Source: RefSeq, a predicted model, not a curated record
AAAACACCAGCCAGUGUGAAACAUUAUCCAAUGCAUCUGCAUCCUCUAGCUAGCUGUUUAACAGCAUUUGCAUUACAUGUGUGGUGUCAGUAUAUAAGGGGAUGUUUAUGAGAGAGUGAGCUAGAGAUAGAGGGAGGGAGGAGCGAGAGAGAGAGAAAGACCGAGAGUAGGAGAUCUAGAAAGUGUUAGGGUCUACAUAAAUUCCUUAGCAAAAAGGGGAAAUCUAAUUUUGUCUAGACUCUUAGUCAACAACCGACACACUUGUAGGAGGCUAUCAUAUCUGCCUGCAGACAACCAGUGGAUAUCAGUUCUCCUGUCCAUCGUGUGUGCGUGUGUGUGUACCAUCAUGCCAUCCUACACAGUGACGGUGGCUACAGGAAGCCAGUGGUUUGCAGGGACUGAUGACUACAUAUACAUCACCCUGGUGGGAACAGAGGGAUGCAGUGAGAGGACUUUACUGGACAAACCAUUCUACAACGACUUCGAGAGAGGGGCGGUGGACUCGUAUGAUGUGACGGUGGGGGAGAACCUGGGAGAGUUGGAGCUGGUGAAGAUAGAGAAGAAGAAGUACUGGGUUCAUGAUGACUGGUACUGUAAGUACAUCACAGUGAAGACCCCCUCUGGAGACUACGUAGAGUUCCCCUGCUUCCACUGGCUGGUGGACGACAAGGAGGUGGUCCUCAGGGACGGAAAAGCACUGCUGCCAAAGGAUGACAAGACCAGACUGGUGAAGCAACACCGACACAAAGAGCUGGAGAGCAGACGGAAAACCUACAGAUGGAGGGAGUGGCAGCCUGGAAUUCCUAUGAGUAUAGAUGCCAACACUCACAAGGAGCUUCCCAGAGACAUCCAGUUUGACAGCGAGAAAGGAGUGGACUUCAUACUCAACUACAGUAAGGCGAUAGAGAACCUCUGUGUGAACCAGUUCAUGCACAUGUUCCAGUCCUCCUGGAAUGACUUUGCUGACUUUGAGCGGAUCUUCGUCAGGAUCAAAAACACCAUCUCAGAGUAUGUAAUGCAGCACUGGAAAGAAGACUUUAUGUUCGGCUACCAGUACCUGAACGGCUGUAACCCAGUGAUGAUCCAGAAGUGCACCAAGCUGCCAGAGAAGUUCCCCGUUACACAUGACAUGGUGGCAGAUUGUCUGGAGAGAGAGAUGACUCUGGAGGAGGAGAUUGAGGCUGGUAACAUCUACAUAGCAGACUAUGAGUUGAUGGAAGACAUCAGUCCCAACAGUACAGACCCCUGUACUCUACAGUACCUGGCUGCUCCUAUCUGUCUGCUGUACAACAACAGCCAGAGCAAGAUCCUGCCUCUGGCCAUACAGCUGGGUCAGACUCCAGGGAAGGACAACCCUAUCUUCCUGCCCAGUGAUGGUCAGUAUGACUGGAUGCUAGCUAAGAUCUGGGUCCGCUCCUCUGAUUUCCACAUCCACCAGACAGUCACACACCUGCUGAGGACUCACCUGGUCUCUGAGGUGUUUGGAGUGGCCAUGUUCAGACAGCUGCCUGCAGUACACCCUGCUUAUAAGUUGCUCCUUCCUCACAUUCGUUUCACCAUCGCCAUCAACACCAAGGCCAGAGAGCAGCUCAUCUGUGAGUUUGGCAUCUUCGAUAAGGCCAAUGGUACAGGAGGUGGAGGACAUGUAGAGAUGAUCCAGAAGGCUAUGAGGUCACUGACCUUCAGGUCUCUGUGUUUCCCUGAUGCCAUUAAGGCCCGCGGGGUGGACAGCCCUGAGGACCUACCCUACUACUACUACAGAGACGACGGGAACAGGGUCUGGGAUGUCACCAAGAGUUUUGUGUGGGACGUGGUGUGUAUCUACUACGACAGUGAUGACACAGUACAGAAGGAUGAGGAGAUCCAGGCAUUUGUUAAAGAUGUCUGCAGCUUUGGGAUGCAGGACCUUGACUGCUGUGGGUUUCCCAAGUCCCUGAAGACACGCGAGGAGCUCACAGAGUAUCUGACUGUCAUCAUCUUCACUGCCUCUGCACAUCACGCUGCUGUCAACUUUGGACAGUAUGACUGGUGCUCGUGGAUCCCCAAUGCACCCCCCACCAUGCGUAAGCCCCCUCCCAGACAGAAGGGGGUGGUAGAUGUGAAGUUUAUCAUCCAGAGUCUCCCUGACCGUGGCCGGUCCUGCUGGCACCUAGGGGCCGUCUGGGCCCUCAGUCAGUUCCAGGAGAACGAGCUCUUCCUGGGGAUGUACCCAGAUGAGCACUUCAUAGAGAAGCCGGUGAAGGAGGCCAUGGAGUCGUUCAGGAAGAGACUGGCAGAGGUCAGCAGUGUCAUCAAAAUUCGCAACGAAGGCAAGAAACUACCCUACUACUACUUCUCUCCCGACCGCAUCCCUAACAGUGUGGCUGUCUGAGAAAGGAAUGAAGGGGAGAGAGCAAGGAAGGGAACAAGGAGGAGGGAUAGCUAUAUAGUCAGAUAUACACUGAGUGUACAAAACAUUAGGAACACCUGCUCUUUCCAUGACAAGCUUACCAGGUGAAAGCUAUGAUUCCUUAUUGAUGUCACUUGUUAAAUCCACUUCAAUCAGUAUAGAUGAAGGGAAGGAGAUGGAUUAAAGAAGGAUUUUUAAGCCUUGAGACAAUUGAGGCAUGGAUUGUGUAUGUGUGCCAUUCAGAGGGUAAAUGGGCAAGACAAAAUAUUUAAGUGCCUUUGAACAGUGUGUGGUAGUGGGUGCCAGGCGCACUGGUUGUGUCAAGAACUGCAACUCUGCUGAGUUUGUCACACUCAACAGUUUCCCGUGUGUAUCAAGAAUAAUCCACCACCCAAAGGACAUCCAGCCAACUUGACACAACUGUGGGAAGCAUUGGAGUCAACAUGGGCCAGCAUCGCUGCGGAAAGCUUUCGACCCCUUGUAGAAUCCCAACCUGGUCUCAGAGCAUUUCAUAUUAUUCUGUAUGUAAACUCAAGACACUCCAUUUAGAAUGAUAUGUUUGGUAUGGUUACAUUAGAAAGAUGGUUACUUAAGUAUUUUUUUAUUUAACUAGGCAAGUCAGUUAAGAACAAAUUCUUAUUUAGUCAAAAAUGAAAGUAGGGUGGAUGGGUGGGCAUGUAACACAAAUGUCUAGCAACCCAAAGGUUGCGGGUUCGAAUCUCACAACUUUAGCAUUUUAGCAACUUUGCAACUACUUAGCAUGUUAGCUAAACCUUCCCCUAAACUUAACCCUUUUAGAUACCCUCCCCCUAACCCUUUAACCAAACUCCUAAACUUAACCCCUAGCCUAGCUAACGUUAGCAACAUAUACGUUUUUCAAAUAUGAAACAUAUUGUACCUUUUUGCAAAUUCAUAACAUAUUGUAUGUUUGAAUUUUUUUUGGAACAUUGUACUUUUUGCAAAUUCGUAACACAUAAUACAAAUUAUAAUUCAUAACAUAUCAUAAAAAAAUGGGACAUCCACAAAUUAAUACAUACCAUACGAAAUGGAGUGUCUUGGAUUUACAUACAGAAUAAUACAAAAUGCUCUAAAACCAGAUUGAGAGCCCACGCCCCGACGAAUUGAUGCUGUUCUGAGGGCAGAAGGGGGUGCAACUCAAUAUUAGGAAGGUGUUCCUAAUGUUUGUAUACUCAGUGUAUUGCAAACAUUUAUGGUGUUGUUUCUUACAUACUGUGCUGUAAGUAUCGUUUGCUAUGAUAAGCACAUACCCACUGAUGCCAUUCAACUUUUUUGCUAGCUAUUUCUACAGAUAAAUCCACAUUAUUUCAAUGUGGGACUAUCUAUUAAACUUCAUUGGUGUACAUUUCAAAUGUCAAAUAAAAAUGCUCAAAAUUG